UAACAUUCUGAAGCGCUUCUGGCGGGAGACUGCUGCUUUCGGUGAGGUCGGUCCACUGAGCCUUGAAGGCUGUCAGUUCUGAGAUGUCAAAGAACAUGAUGAGGAAUUGGCUGCCUAUUUUGACCCUUUUCCUCUUGAAGUUCAUAGAGAAAUGUGAGUCAACUGUCAAUCUCACUGUUCCUCCCACUGUGAAGCUGGAAAAUGGCAGUUCAACCAACGUCAGCAUCACCCUUGGGCAUCCAUUGAAUUCAACCUUGGUGAUCACUUUUGAAAUCACGUUUCAUUCAAAAAAUCUUACUAUUCUGGAGCUUCCUGAUGAAGUCAUAGUGCCUGUCGGAGAGAAGAAUGCCUCUUUUCAAGUGACUUCUCAAAAUGUUGGACAAGUGACUGUUUAUCUACAUGGAAAUCAUUCUAACCAGACCUGCCCUAGGAUCCGGUUCUUGGUGAUACACAGCAGAAUCAUUAGCAUCAUAAACCAGGUGAUUGGCUGGAUCUACUUCAUGGCCUGGUCCGUCUCCUUCUACCCACAGGUGAUCCAGAACUGGAGGAGGAAAAGUGUCAUCGGUCUCAGCUUUGACUUCUUAGCCCUGAACUUGACAGGCUUUGUGGCCUACAGCGUUUUCAACAUUGGCCUUUUGUGGGUGCCCUACAUCCAGGAGCAGUUUCUCCUCAAACACCCCAACGGUGUGAACCCUGUUGAGAUCAAUGAUGUCUUCUUCAGCCUGCAUGCUGUUGCCCUCACCCUGAUCGUCAUCCUGCAGUGCUGCCUGUAUGAGCGAGGCAACCAGCACGUGUCAUGGCCCUCCAUUGGCUUCCUGGUACUCGCGUGGCUCUUUGUGUUAGUCACCAUGAUUGUGGCUGCAGUCGGUGUGACCACAUGGCUACAGUUCCUCUUCUGCUUCUCCUACAUCAAGCUCGCCGUCACGCUAAUCAAGUAUUUUCCACAGGCCUACAUGAACUUUUACUACAAAAGCACGGAGGGCUGGAGCAUUGGCGGUGUGCUCCUGGACUUCACAGGGGGCAGCUUCAGCCUCCUCCAGAUGUUCCUCCAGUCUUACAAUAACGACCAAUGGACGUUGAUCUUCGGAGACCCAACCAAGUUCGGACUCGGCGUCUUCACCAUCUUCUUUGAUGUUGUCUUCUUCAUCCAGCACUUCUGUUUGUACAGAAAGAAACCGGGGCUGCAGGCAGCACACACAGGUUCCGACAGCCAUCCCAGACAGAACUGGGCACCAAGUUUGCAGCCGAUGGCCUUGCCCCAAACCACCAGUAUUUCUGGGAGCGGCUUGAAGGGCUAACUUUGCAGCUGUGAGAGCCAAGGGUGCUUCCACCACUUCGUCCACAGGGACCAAGCAGCCAGGUGUGCUGUGGCCAAUGGACUUGAAGGUGCUGAUGCUUGUGGUGGAGGGGAGAGGACUAUGGGGGUGAGGUUCUGGGACCCUUUCUCUGGAGGCCACAUUUCUGAUAAUGCUCCAGUAACUGUAGAACAUGUGGCCCAGGCUGGUACCUGGUAAUGUGUAUUUCUGAUCCCUGAGGUGCCUGCCAGUUCAUCAUGAAGUGAGCCCCACCUACCACCCUCUGGAUCGUUACAUACAAAGACAGAUAUCACAGUAACGUUUUGAUUUUUUAACCUCUGAGGGAUAUUUUGAAAUGGCUUUUUUUUCUUUUGCCCUCUUUCUGAGUCAGAUGGAGCUCCAUCUGAGUACCUGACCCCCACUACUCCUAGUACCAGCCUGUGCCUUAGAGUCAACCAAGCAGUAAGAGUUGCUCCUCUGGAGGGGAGGAGAGGACAGGCCUCCCCACCACCAACCUGCCCCAAACUAGAACUCCAAUUUCUUAGCUGUUGAGAAGAGCAGGAACUCACCUCCUAUGAUGCUUAUGAGCCCCACCCUGAUACCAAACCUCCUUCCUUCUGGUCCCAAGUUAUUCUUCCUAUGCCAGAUGGGGGAAGGAACGAGGGUGUGCCUUGAGUUUACCAAUCUCCUCUUUGUGCUUUCUACAAGACUAAUAUUGAGGGGCCCUUGUAUUUCUCAUUCUUGUAUUUUUUUUUCUUGUCUGGUUUCAUUUUGGUGGAGCAUGUGUCCUUAAUUAAAAGGUGGCUUGUUUACUAUCUGUA
Phodopus roborovskii (desert hamster) is the source of this 2116-nucleotide messenger RNA. RefSeq names its product cystinosin, lysosomal cystine transporter (gene Ctns). Gene Ontology annotation, biological process: L-cystine transport. The transcript has 12 exons. The coding region runs from base 84 to 1298 and encodes 404 amino acids. The record is from RefSeq and is a predicted model, not a curated record. Lineage: Eukaryota; Metazoa; Chordata; Mammalia; Rodentia; Cricetidae. Gene Ontology annotation, molecular function: L-cystine transmembrane transporter activity. Gene Ontology annotation, cellular component: lysosomal membrane.